AUGUCACAAGCACUCCUCGAGAUCAUCAAUCUAAUCGAAAGCUCAUCACUGCAAACGAUACCGAAUUUUCUCAUCGCGUUGCUAGAAAGUCGUGAUCCCCGGUUAUGGACUGAAGCGACAGGUAACGCAGUGGAGAAUUGGGCUUUGGAUCUGUCUCAGAGGAUCUAUGUUAAUGAGAUCAAGACAGUUAUUCAGAGCAUACAUGGCUUACACUUCAAUGCCCACAGUGCAACGGCGGACAAUGUAACAAACUUUAGCCUUGAGAAAAUGAUCGAUAAAUUCCGUUGUGUGACUCCGAAGACUUGGGCCUUAAAAGGGGUCGCGAUCCUUUCGAUCUUGGCAAACAGUUCAAGCCAAAGAUGCAAUGCAUUCCAAGCCAUUCAAGGCUUCUUCCUUGACUCCACAAACACACCAAGGCGAGUCAUUGAAGUACUCUCACGUGGAGGGUGGAGUGUAUCGGCGGAGUCUAUCUGCCAUAUGGUUCAGUCAGUGACCGAAAGCCUCAAAGCAAGCUUGAAGAAGCUCUCAGACCCCGGGUUGUAUGCGAUGGCAUAUGAAAAUCUGGACUUCGACUUUAAGACGAAAGAGCCCGGUGAUCAGAACCAAGGGACGUUUUCAAGUAUAACAACAGCCACCUUUAUUCCACUCACCUAUGGUACCACGCUUGAUGACCUCCGAUACUCGAAGGAGCUUUGGGAGAAGAGCUCCCUUAAUCCAGAUAAUCCCAAGGACUCGAGACCUCCUGCCACACCUGACCGACAAUAUCUCUUUGAGCGCAUCCAAGAGCGGCAGGACAGUAAGACGGUGCAGUACCCUGCUCGAGCAAUGCACCUGAAGGCAUCAGUGAACGACGAUAAUAUUGCGAUAGUGAAGAGCCUUGAACGGCAGGCUGGAACAAGCCCAGAAUGGUACCAUUCCUUCGUCCGGCUGUGUCAUGGUGACCUGGGUAUGCAAGAAAGGCACGAUGCGACAACAGAGUCGCGUGCGAUUGAAUCCACACCACAGGAACGACUCCAGUUCCUUGUGACUAUACCUGGUGGCUUCCAUAUUCGUAUGGCCUGUGUAGAUGCCAUCUGGCGAGUUCACAUUCAGCCGAAGGCACUAUGUGAAGUCAGGGGUGGCAUCUUUGAUCAGUUCAAGAUCCUCCGGCCGAAAGACUCAUCGAAACUUGCAAGUAACCCAACUUACCGCAUGCUGAAUGAUGGAAUCCUACACCUCACAAGUUCACACUUGCUGGUUUGUUGGGAACAAGCUACUGGUUUCUCCGACUUGAAGGAAUUCGCCGACAGUGAUCCAUCAUGGUCGGAAAUUGUUGCUCUUUCAAAGAAGAUCUGUCAGGAGAAGAUUGCAGGAUGGAUAUCCGAGGUGCGACGACAGAGUGAGGAUCCACGAGAUUAUUUGGAAGAAGGCAACUUACUAUUUCGACGUGAUGGCCUGUGGUACUGCAUGUUGGCACAUGCAAUGAACACUGGCGCGAUAGGCGCGAUGGAGGAUCUUCUGUGGUUAUGGGUGCUGAUGUUCUCAGGCUGUGGGAAGCAUAAAUAUGCGGCGCACCUCGCGAAAUUUCUUCGCAAUCUGCAUUCAGUCUACCCUGCCCGCCUGGCCCAAGUAAUCCGAUCCCACUGGGUAUGCAAUCCAUCAGGUCGACCAGAUGGAUUUAGAGGUGUAGAUUGGCUUGUCGAGCGAAACAAUCUGUAUACAAAGGCAGUGACUCACUUACCUCAGGUCAUCAUUGGUGGCUCAAGCUCGAACAGGACACUUACCCACAUUAUCAACCAGUCUUCGCUGAUAGAGACCUACCGAAUGGUACAUGUCAAUAUAGAACAGAACUUCUAUAUCAAGCACCGGGGUACACAACAUGCCCCGGCAAAAAUGGAAGUCAUGCUUCAAAUGCUUCAAGAGCGAAUAAGAGGACCACAUACUAUGGUUAAAAUAGAAGUUCUCAACGUUCUUCUCAAAGGGGCCCAAUCAUAUGUAGGUGGAGAAGAAGCUCACAGGGAGGAUAAUGAUGACCAUGAUGAGGACAGUCCCAUCGAAAGGGAUCCGGCACAUGACGAGCCCAGAGGAAUGGGGUUAACAAUUAGUGACUUUGAUGCCCUGUAG
Messenger RNA from Cantharellus anzutake, 2103 nucleotides. RefSeq lists its product as uncharacterized. The record is from RefSeq and is a predicted model, not a curated record. Bases 1 to 2103 code for a protein of 700 amino acids. Lineage: Eukaryota; Fungi; Basidiomycota; Agaricomycetes; Cantharellales; Hydnaceae. The transcript is spliced from 4 exons.